Osmia bicornis bicornis is the source of this 718-nucleotide messenger RNA. RefSeq lists its product as uncharacterized. Bases 106 to 645 code for a protein of 179 amino acids. The record is from RefSeq and is a predicted model, not a curated record. The transcript has 5 exons. NCBI's taxonomy places the organism in Eukaryota, Metazoa, Arthropoda, Insecta, Hymenoptera, Megachilidae.
UGACGCUCGCAUCGCCUUAAUGCCAGCUUAGAAAUAAGUUGCGACUGUGAGUACGGGCCAUAAAUUAAUUUUUGUUUAUUUGUUUAUAUUUUUCAAUUUCAUAAAAUGGAUAAUGUUGAAAAAGUCAUCGAGCUUCUACAUAAGAGAAAAACCAUCCGUGAAGUCCAUUUCACAAAUGCAGAAAGACAACAAGUUGCAAAAUAUAAUAAUGUAAUGGAAAGGUUACAGACUCUAAAAGAUAAUAGAAAUGAUUGUAAAGAAAAUAUUAGUAAGAAUCUUCUACAUCUGACAACACAUAAACAUUCAAUAUAUAAACUAAUUUAUAAUUCAGAAAAUAGUGCAGGAUUGCCAGUUUCUUAUGACCAUCAUCGGCAAAUGAUAAUGCUUUUAUCUGAAGGGAUUGAUUUUAUAAAUAAGUUGCAGAACAUUUAUAAAAAUUUGGAUAAUGAAAACAAAGAAAAUAAUGCAAAUUCUGCAAAUCUUACUCAUGAUAUUACAUCUUGUACACGUUCUGUAGAAAGAGAGCUUUAUAAAAUAAAGUUACUAAUUGCUGAAAUACAAAUAUUACAGAAUAAUGCGGAUUUAUUGAAUAAGUUAAAACAAGAAAAUUGUUUAAAUGCUAGUGAUGAAGGUAUGGAAAUUUAAAGAGUGCUAAGUAGAACUUUAAUAAGAAAAUUACAUUUUGUUAUUAUAGUAUUAAAAAUUAAUAUUUUUUAAU